UGUGUGUGUGUGUGUGUGUGUGUAGGACUUUGUGGGCACUUAUGAGUGGGUGUGAGAAUGCAACACAGAGCGAGUAGCGGGCUAUGCUAUUUUUUCUGGGGGGGGGGGGGUCUCUUGCAUCUACAGAGACAAGGGAAGAUAGUGUGAGAGAGUUAGAGAGAGUGAGAGAGGCUACAUAUAUGCAGUAGGGUUAGGGUUAGUACAAAAGAGACAACCAGCAGCCAUUAUCUAUCUCCCCUCCAUCCCUCUAGUAUGGAGACCCUCAGUCGUGUCGCCGCUGCUGGUCCUGCACUGCUGUGGCUUCUCCUCACUGUGUGUCGGUUCUCAUGUGCAGAAGAGUGUGCUAUUGAGGUUCGGGUCAGACGGAACACUGUACUGAGGACAGCCCCAAUGAAAUCCCUGACUGUGAACUGCACUAUCACAUGGCAGGACUGUAGCUCAGAGCCCACUGUCACCUGGUGUAAACUUCUUAUCAAUAACGAUUGUGUAAAAGUGAACUCAACACCGGAUGUGGCCAUCCACCAGGAGAGAAGCUUGACAGAGGGAAAUAAGAUAGUCUCCUAUCUGAAUUUUCACAGGGUGGAAAAACAUGACGAUGGUCUCUAUCGUUGCGAAAUAUCUGGGUCUUUAACAGUAGUCAGUCAUACUAUAAACGUGUCUGUGUCAGAAACCCUGCACACUUCCACAGAAAGCCCAACCGUCACAAACAAACCAGACUCAAAUCAAGACUGGCUGCUGUAUGUUUAUGUCUGCGCCGCCUGUGCAGUCGUCAUUCUCAUAGUGAUCAUCACCUGCUUCUGCUUACUGAGAGGACAUCAUAUCACAGGACACUGUGUCUGUACUGAGCUACUUCACAGACACACCUCGUUCAGUCCAAAUGUUCAAUCAAGACCUGCUCCUACUGAAUAAUGUGCCAAUCAGAGAAAAGGGUGACUGCUGGGUGAUAGCCAUGCUGGAUAUACAUCGGCCUAACACCAAAAAUUGACAUUGACCUUGAGAAGUUUUUUUUUCAGGGCAAGCAGUAAUGCAGAUCGCAUUGCUCUCUAAAAUGCCCCCAGCACAUGUAUAACCCCAGCAGGUAUAACCUCAGCACAGGUGUAACCUCGGCACAGGUAUAAGCCCAGCACAGGUAUAACCUCAGCACAGGUGUAACCUCAGCAGGUAUAACCUCAGCACAGGUGUAACCUCGGCACAGGUAUAAGCCCAGCACAGGUAUAACCUCAGCACAGGUGUAACCUCAGCACAGGUAUAAGCCCAGCACAGGUGUAACCUCGGCACAGGUAUAAGCCCAGCACAGGUGUAACCUCAGCACAGGUAUAAGCCCAGCACAGGUAUGACCCCAGCACAGGUAUAACCCCAGCACAGGUACAACCCCAGCAUGGCCCACAGACACACAUUAGUGAACAGCUCUCUUUACCACCACACUAGUUUUAGUGCUUUUUACAACAGUGCUCUUCUGUGCUUUUUCAGGCUUGAUAGAUUGAUUGGUUUGAUUUGUUUUUCCCAGCUGGCUAUAUCUAUAUUUGUCCUUGCUGAUUAUCAUGAUGUGAUAUGUCAGUACCCUGUAUUGUGACCACAGGUUUUUCUGAUGUAUUUUAAUGUAUUUUUAUUGUGUUAAGUGUACAGGCCUAUGUUCUGGAAGCUAUAUAGAGCUAUCCUAUUAGUAUGGUGACUGUAUUUGUAUACAUUUGGCUUGAUUUAUUAAACAGCUCAAACUGAGUGUUUGGAACCUA
Molecule: messenger RNA, 1733 nt
Organism: Clupea harengus (Atlantic herring)
Lineage: Eukaryota; Metazoa; Chordata; Actinopteri; Clupeiformes; Clupeidae
Biological process (GO): immune response-regulating cell surface receptor signaling pathway
Cellular component (GO): plasma membrane
Molecular function (GO): signaling receptor activity
Source: RefSeq, a predicted model, not a curated record